AUGGAAGACCAAAAAACUAAGCCUUAAUACGCAAACUGGGCCGAAGGUGAUUCAGACGAUGAUGGAUCUGAUGAUGGUGAAAUUGGAAUCUAAUAAACCAGCAAUUAUCAGAGUCGUCAAGGAGAAGUUAAAUAUUAAGCCUAAAGAUAAGAUGAGCGCAGAGGAGGUGAUGAAGGUGCUGAACAAGAGGAAAACCCAGAAAAUGAAGAAUAUGGACAAAGAAACUACCAAGUUCGCAGAGGCGGCGCAGGAAGAGGUAGAGGAGGAAGAGGAAGAUAUUAUGAUUAAGAAGGACAAAAUAAUCAAGAAGGAGGAGAGAAUAGAGGAGGAUAUAGAGGUGAUCGCGGUGAUCGUGGAGAUCGCGGUGGAAGAGGAUAUCGUGGUGAUAGAGGAGACCGCGGCGGUAGAGGAGGCCGUGGGGAUCGUGGAGAUCGUGGCGGCAGAGGCGGAAGAGGUGGCUACGAUAGACCACCAAGAGAAAGAGAAGAAAUUGAUAAGAAUACUAAUUAUAGGAAGUUUUAUCUCUAUGAUACAGGCUUUUAUCUCAAUAUCUUGGAAAAUGAGGAGCCAGGCCAAUUUGGAAAUGAAUUUAAGUUACAUGUGUUCAAGCAAAAAGAAGAGCUUGAUUUCAAUUAAUAAUUCGAAGUUGAGAUGAUGAGUUAUUUAGCAGAUUUGGGUGCUGAAAAAUCAUCAUUCUUCACUAUGAGAUCAAGAGAUGGGAACGCAGCUAAUGAUAAAUUAAGAGUAACUUUCUGGGUUUAAGAUAAAGAAAAAUCUAUUAGUAUCUACAAACAUUUCACUGAUAAUAAAUCUAUUAUGGAUGAUUCAGCCAGAGUAGCUAUAUACUUGCAAAAGAAUGAAGAAGUAUUUGUGAGAUACGGCGAUAUUGAGGCUGAAAAGCAUGAGAAAUAAUAGUAAGAGAGAAGAGGUUAAAGACCUUACCAAGAUAGACAAGGUUAGGACAGACAAGGUUAAGAUAGACAAGGUGGCUAUGGGGAUCGAAGAGGAAAACCUAGAGAGGGUGGUAACUAAUUCUAGCAUCAUCACAGUCAUCAUUAAUAAAUUGAAAAGACACAAGAAGAGUUGAAAUAAGAAGCAGAGGCUAGCGGUAUUAAGUUUAAGGGGGAAAGACCAACUUUCCUUAAACAGUAAAAAUCAGCACCUGUUGAGACUGAAAAACAACCUGAAGUUGAGUAAGAAGAAUAAAAAGUUGAAAAACAACCAGCAUCAAGACCUUAAAUUUUGUAGAAAGAUUCAUACUAAUCAGCAUCAUAAGAUUAAGGAGAACCAAGACAACAAUAAUAGACUGAAGGGUAAAGAGAUCAAUUCCAAAGAAAUGUAGGAAAUAGAGAAGAUAGAGGAGGAGAAAGAAGAUAUUAGAGCAAUAGAGGAGGAGAUAACUAUGUUCCUAGAGGCCAAAGAGGCAGUUUCUAAAGAGGUGGAUUCAGAGGAUAGAGAGGUGGAGCACAGUAUAAUUAAAAUAGAGAAGACAGACCAGAUAGAUAAUAUCCACCAAAAGAUGAAGAUUAUGAAGAUCUAAAUUAAGAUGAAGAUUUUGACGAAGAUUAGAAUCCAAGAGUUAAAGAAAUUGAUACCAGAGUUCAUAAGUACGUAGCAAAAAAGAAGACAAGCACUUAGGAAUAAAGCUAGGAAUAAUAAACAAGCAGUCAAACUAAUGAAGGCAAAGAAGAAGUAAAGGAAGCAUAUAACUCAGAGAGACCUGCUUAAUAGUACAGAAAAGACUCAUAUCAAAAAUAUGAUAAUAGAGAUAGAGACUACAACUCAAAUCAAGGAAAUAAUGAAUACAGACCUAGAGGUGGUAGAGGUCGAGGUGGCAGAGGUGGCUAUGAAAGAAAUGACAAUAGAGAGGGCCAAAAUUCUCAACAAUAACCCAAAACUCAAUAUCAAAGAAAGGAACACAAUAUUGAGAGAUCAAAUAAUGAUGAGUAAAAUCAAUAAAAGAAUGAACCCAGAGCCGAUAAUCAAGAGUCAAGGCAUCAUGAAUAAAGGCAUCAGUCGAAUCAAGAUUCUUAAAAUGAAAACCAACCCAGAAAGCCUAAGGAAGAAGUUAAAAGGUAACCAAAAGAAAAACCAGUCGUUAAGCCCCCAGUCCCAGUUAAAGAAGACCCCAAAAAGAAAGUAGUUACUAAGCCUAAGUUUACAAACAGGUUUGCAGCUUUAGCUGAUAAUUGA
Molecule: messenger RNA, 2193 nt
Organism: Stylonychia lemnae
Lineage: Eukaryota; Ciliophora; Spirotrichea; Sporadotrichida; Oxytrichidae
Source: the annotation of a GenBank genome assembly